This is a messenger RNA of Oncorhynchus masou masou (cherry salmon), 8353 nucleotides long. Its product is annotated as breakpoint cluster region protein-like. Gene Ontology annotation, cellular component: membrane. The record is from RefSeq and is a predicted model, not a curated record. Bases 778 to 4812 code for a protein of 1344 amino acids. Lineage: Eukaryota; Metazoa; Chordata; Actinopteri; Salmoniformes; Salmonidae. The transcript has 23 exons. Gene Ontology annotation, molecular function: GTPase activator activity; guanyl-nucleotide exchange factor activity; protein serine/threonine kinase activity. Gene Ontology annotation, biological process: intracellular signal transduction; positive regulation of GTPase activity; protein phosphorylation.
AGUACGAGACUAGAACACGCAACCACAGGGGUCCAUAGGCGAUGAACAGUGAAGAUCUGGAUAAACUGUACACUAACAAUGAACCGCGAAAACAUGGGAUAACAAGGGAAAACAAAUUAUAAUUUAUCCUCGAUUCGGGAUAGGAACAAGAUAAAAUGAAUUUGUUGUGGGGAAACCAUCAUUCUUUCUUUUCUCUCAUUUUAUGCCAUUCUCCUUGGACGCUGAGCUGGAAUAAAGAUCUAGGAACAGCUGGAGCCGGUGAUCAUGGAACAGGGAUGUUGUCAUCUGAGUAAACGAAGUUCAUCGAUUAUGGAAUAUAUGGAAAAAGCUUGACUUGAAUAAGACAAUGGAAAGUUAGUAGUUGGAGAGCCGUUAUCACUUUCUCAUCACACGGGAGUUCUAUAUCCAGAAGAUCAUCCGCUCAGGAGAUGUCAUAUUUUUUUCUGGAAUAAUGCAGAAGAGGCGAGACCGUCAUCAAAUAUGAUUCGUGUCUGACACAUUCGCAGGUUUGAGUGAUAAGCCUAUUGCUAUUGUUGACGAUUAAAUAUAUUGUCACUGCGAAUCGGUAAAGAGGUGAUAACACUUAAAUUGUCAGUUUUUGAACUGGUUUAAUUAACAUACCAUUAAUAUGAAUGGUAUUUUUCUAUAGUAGUUUCUCUAGGUACAUUCAGAUUUUUUCCCUAUUAGAUACUGUAUGAUAGACGAGAAAUAACGAGCCCGUAGACUACUGGUGACAUCACCCCAGUCAGAUCUACUGCUGUACAGUAAAUAUCAACAAUGGUAGAGCCUGUGGGAUUUAUUGAAGCAUGGAAAGCACAGUUCCCCGAGUCGGACCCCCCAAAGAUGGAGCUUAGGUCAGUGGGGUGCAUCGAACAGGAGCUUGAGAAGUGCAAAGCCUCCAUCCGGCGGCUAGAGCUGGAGGUGAACAAGGAGCGCUUCCGUAUGAUCUAUCUGCAGACGCUGCUGGCCAAGGAGAGGAAGAGUUAUGACCGCCAGCGCUGGGGUUUCAGGAAGGCCCAGGUGAACGAGGGAGGGGACCAGGCAGGGCUUGGCGCUGAGUCUCAGCAGCCACACGUGCAGGAACAGGGGGAGCGGAGCCGGUUCCAACCGGUGGGGGAGGCUAGGUCCAAACCUAGACCCCCUCCAGCCCGGAAGUCAUCCUCCCACGGAGACGGGCUGGAGCUCCAGUCUGCCUACGAGGUACCCCAGCAGGUAGAGCCCUGUGAGACAGACGGCCUCUCGCCCUCCAAACAGAAAGGAGGUAUAUCCCCUCGCCGCCAAAACCCACCCCCAAACAAGGACCUACUGUCUGACCCCAAUGACAAGCUUGGCAUGGGACUGGGGGUGGCAGCGCUAAGGUCUAACUUUGAGAGGAUCAAGCGGGCAAACUCUCACUCUGCCGGGGAUGGAGGGAAGAGCCAGGAGAAGCAGCAGCCCUUCUACACCAACAUGGACUUCCACCAUGACAGGGGCCUGGUCAGGGUCAAUGACCGAGACGUCUCUGACAAGAUCAGCACCCUGGGCAGCCAGGCCAUGCAAAUGGAGCGCAAGAGAUCUCUGCACUCCCUGCCAGGCAACUUGGCCACUGUGGCAGGUGAGCUCCGCACUCGGCCUGUCUACAGGGGGCGCUCUACAGAGAGCACCUGUGGGUACGAUGCUGAAUACGAGGAUGGGGACCCCAACCCACGCCACCCCAAGGCCAACGGGGGCAAACAGCCCCCUCCACCCCCGUGGCACCCCUCUGACUUCCAGCCUUACACCAGCGUCUACGUGGGCGGGGUGAUGAUGGGUGAGGGUGGGGGGGAUGGAAGAGGGGGCGUCAUCAUGAGGGACCACAUCGGAGAAGAGCACCACCUGACCUGGCCCCGGCGCUCCUACUCUCCCGGUAGCUUUGAGGACGUGGGGGGCGGAGGCGGCGGCUACACACCAGACUGUAGUUCCAAUGAGAAUCUAACAUCCAGUGAGGAGGACUUCUCGUCUGGCCAGUCCAGCCAUGUGUCACCCAGUCCCACCACUGCCUACCGCCGGCCCUUCAGGGAGAAGAGCCGCUCACCCUCGCAGAACUCCCAGAACUCCCAGCAUUCGUUUGACAGCAGCAGUCCCCCCACGCCACAGUCCCAGAAGCGCCACCACCAGCAGGGCCACGUGGUCAUGUCUGAAGCUACCAUUGUGAGCGUCCGCAAGACUGGCCAGAUCUGGCCCCCACUCGAUCCGAACUCCACACCGGCCAGCAGAGCCUCCCAUGACAACAGUUUCCAUGGAGACCUGGAUGGUCCGUUCACGGGGACCCCUCCCACUUACGGGUACGAUGCGGACCGUGCGGAGGAGCAGAGGCGCCACCAUGAUAUCCUGCCAUACAUCGACGACUCGCCCUCCUCUUCGCCACACCUCAGCUCCAAGAGCCGCAGCAGCCGAGACACCCUCUCCUCCGGAUCCCUUGAGUCCUCCAAGUCGACGGAGUUGGACUUAGAGAAAGGCCUGGAGAUGAGGAAGUGGGUUCUGUCUGGGAUCCUAGCCAGCGAGGAGACCUACCUCAGCCACCUGGAGGCACUGCUACUGCCUAUGAAGCCUCUGAAGGCAGCAGCUACCACGUCCCAGCCCGUGCUGACCAUCCCCCAGAUCGAGACCAUCUUCUUCAAAGUGCCCGAGCUUUACGAGGUCCACAAGGAGUUCUACGACAGCCUGCUCCCCCGGGUGCAGCAUUGGAGCCACCAGCAGCGCGUGGGGGACCUCUUCCAGAAACAGGCCAGCCAGCUGGGAGUUUACCGGGCCUUUGUGGACAACUACGAGGUUGCUGUGGAGACGGCUGAGAAGUGCUGUCAGGCCAACACGCAGUUUGCUGAAAUCUCUGAGAACCUCAAGGUGAGGAGCACCAAGGACUUGAAGGACCAGUCAGCCAAGAACUCUCUGGAGACUCUCCUGUACAAACCAGUGGACAGAGUUACUCGUAGCACCCUGGUACUGCAUGACUUGCUGAAGCACACGCCCUCUAGCCACCCAGACCACCCCCUGCUCCAGGACGCACUCCGCAUCUCCCAGAACUUCCUGUCCAGCAUCAACGAGGAGACCACGCCCAGACGCCAGUCCAUGACUGUCAAGAAGGGAGAGAACCGCCAGCUGCUGAAGGACAGCUUCAUGGUGGAGCUGGUGGAGGGAACCAGGAAGCUCCGCCAUGUUUUCCUCUUCACCGACCUGCUGCUCUGCGCCAAGCUCAAGAAACAGAUCGGAGGGAAGAGUCAGCAGUAUGAUUCCAAGUGGUACAUCCCUCUGUCAGACCUAACCUUCCAGAACGCAGAUGAGUCUGAGCCUCUGCCCAUCCCCCAGGUGCCUGACGAGGAGCUGGACACCAUGAAGGUCAAGAUCUCUCACAUCAAGAGUGAGAUCCAGAGAGAGAAGCGAGCCAACAAAGGGUCGAAGGUGAUUGACAGGUUGAGGAAGAAGCUGUCGGAGCAGGAGUCUCUUCUGCUGCUCACCUCCCCCAGUAUGGCCCUCAGAGUACACAACAGGAACGGCAAGGGUUACAUGUUUCUGAUGUCAUCAGACUACGAGCGCGCUGAGUGGAAGGAGACGAUCCAGGAACAGCAGAAGAAAUGCUUCAAGAGCUUCUCCCUGACCUCCAUGGAGCUACAGAUGUUGACCAACUCGUGUGUGAAGCUGCAGACUGUUCACCACAUUCCACUCACCAUCAACAAAGAAGGCCAAGAGGAUGAAUCCCCUGGCCUCCAUGGAUUCCUGAAUGUAAUCGUCCACUCUGCAUCGGGCCUCAAACAGAGCUUGAAUCUGUACUGCACGUUAGAGGUGGACUCCUUUGGCUACUUUGCGAACAAAGCCAAGACGCGGGUGUAUCGCUAUACCACAGAGCCCAAAUGGAACGAGGAGUUUGAGAUAGACCUGGAGGGCUCUCAGACCCUGAGGCUGCUGUGUUAUGAGAAGAGCUACAACAAGACCAAGCAGAACAAAGAGGACGGAGACAGCACCGACCGCAUCAUCGGCAAAGGACAGAUCACGCUUGAUCCCCAGACGCUCCUAGGCAAGGACUGGCAGAGAACGGUCAUCCCCAUGACCGGGAUGGAGGUAAAGCUUUCUAUGAAGUUUACCAGCCGAGAGUUUAGUCUGAAGAGGAUGCCGUCACGGAAACCCAUGGGCGUGUUCGGAAUCAAGAUUUCCACGGUGACCAAACGGGAGCACUCCAAGGUGCCCUAUAUCGUCAGACAGUGUCUGGAGGAGAUUGAGCGGAGGGGGAUGGAGGAGGUGGGCAUCUACCGAGUCUCAGGGGUGGCUACAGACAUCCAGGUCCUGAAGGCUGCCUUCGACACCAACAACAAAGACGUGUCUGUGAUGAUGAGUGAGAUGGAUGUGAACGCCAUUGCUGGGACUCUGAAGCUGUACUUCAGAGAGCUGCCAGAACCCCUCUUCACUGACGACCUGUACCCCAACUUCGCAGGAGGCAUUGCCCUGUCUGACAGUGUUGCCAAAGAGAGCUGCAUGCUGAAUCUACUGCUGUCACUGCCAGAACCCAACCUGGUCACAUUCCUCUUCCUUCUGGAUCACUUGAAGAGGGUGGCUGACAAGGAGAGCAUCAACAAGAUGUCCCUCCACAACCUGGCCACAGUGUUUGGCCCCACCCUGCUGCGGCCUGCAGAGAAGGACAGCAAGAUCCCCACCAACCCCACGCAGCCUAUCAGCAUGGGAGACAGCUGGUCCCUGGAGGUCAUGUCACAGGUCCAGGUGUUGCUGUACUUCCUCCAGCUGGAGACCAUCCCCACGCCGGACAGUAAGCGUCAGAGCAUCCUCUUCUCCACCGAAGUGUAGUGUUCCACAGGUUCCCAUCAUGAUGACAAUGGGAGAGAGAUGCUGUGAUAGAGACGUUGACUCAAACUGAGUCUACAGUACAGUAUGUCCAUUUGGGAAGGCUACUGAGAGUGAGAAUGGCCUUUGCUGGACUGCAGCAGGAGAUGUAUUCUGCACUGAUUCUGGACAUACCUUGCAGAGGGCGAAACCAUCCCUCUGAGAACAAGAGGGUGGACACCAAUCUUCUGUUGUACCACACAUAUCUGAUGAUGAUAACGCAUUAAUACAUCACACCCAAUAGCCAGUGUGACUCUUUGUGCCUCUCUGAUGCAUCAUAUCCUCCUCUUCUCGCUCUGUCUCUUCGCUCUCACGUCGAAGCUCCACAGCUUGUGUACGGUGUAUGGAAUGAAUGCCACUAUUGAACAUGCCUGCUGCAACCAUAAAUUAAACACUUCAAUUUGAGUCUGAUCAGCAUGUAGGGGAAAAGAGUGUCCAAGGUUUUUCUUUUUUUUGUUGCUAUUGGCUCCUGCUUUGUAGGCAGAAAAACAGGCAGGGCCUGCACGGCGUUUUGUUUAGCCUUUUCAAAUGUUGAGUUAUUUCUUAAUCCACUGCUGAAGAGAUUCAAACCGUAUGUUUUACACAUGAUACAUUAGAACCACAAUGCUACGAGAGUUGUGUUGAAAAGGAACAUCUGGGUUCUCUGAAGACUUUUAAAGAGGAACAUCCAGAGCUGCCAGGAUCACCAGUCUAUUUGUGUGUCCCAGGAAUCCACCACUUACAACAACAACAAAGUGUUUACAAGGUAAACAAACCUUGGACAAAGGCAGAGAUGGGGAGACUGCAACAAAGGCAGGAACAGUUGACAGAAACAGAUUAUCUAUCAGUUAUAAUAAGACUGCCUACAGUUUGGACCAUAAAGCAAUUCCCUCUAUUUGUGUUCUUUGUGUUUCAAGUAGUCCUCAGCUUAAAUACCCAGGAAGCAAUAGAUUUUCUAACAUAGGAGUUUGUCUGUGUUCAUAUCCUUAGUCCGGGGAUGUCCUCAUGGUAACAUAGGAGAUCUCGCCAAAAUGAUCUGUUGUUUGGGAUAAAAUGUAACUAUUGUAUUUACAGAUACAGUACAGUAUGCACAUUAUGCUGUAAUUGUUUUAUUUGUUAUGAUUAUAAUUUAUGAAGAACAAAUGGGGGGGGGGGGGGCAGAAAUCCCCCCCCAAAAAAAUCUAUGUGUUUGUUUUGAUUUGAUGAAGGUGGUAUAGGUUACAGACUUGAGUCCUGGAGGUCUGAGGCGAUGGGAGGUCAUAUGCUGCCUAUGUAGCCAUGUUAGCCAUGUAUCCAUCAUUAAGGUAACACUACAUCUUUGAAUGCCAAUGUCACAACCCCUCUUCAUCUGUUCGAGUGUUCCAGUCCCUAACCACCCACCCUGAAAUCUAGAUGUGUUACUGAAGUAGGAUACAAAACAGUACAUUUAGUUGUAUACAGAACAACAAUACCAUGUUUCCUCCCUACAAUUUACAAUAAUAACAUGUUCCCUUUCUACAACUUACAACAAUACCAUGUUUCCUCUCUACAGCGGUGUCGGUGGAGACAGUUAUUCUCAUGAAAAUGAAAAUAAUUCACCUGUUUCAAACAAGUUGCGCUAAAUUGUGGAUGCUUAGCCAAAGUGGACCAUUCUGUUGAUGUUAUGAAGGAAUACUUGUUUAUCCUCUUUUCAAUGAAAGUGACCCAUCUGUUUCUCACCCAUAUUUAUGAGGGUGGCUGGACAGCUGUCAUUAACUGUCCUCCACACCCUUCCUUAAGCUCUUCUCCCUCCUGGUCUGCCUGAUAUUAACCCACCAAAGAGCCAUGGAAAAGAAAAUGCUCUUAGAAUAUUUUGUUCAGAAGGAAAAAAGAGAAGAUUUAUAUUAGAAUGAUUUUAAUAUCGGUGCCUGCAGGCAUGUAGUCAUGUUUGAUUAAUGCAGGCAUGUUUGAUUAAAGUCAUUUUAUUGUGUGUGUUGUCAUAAACAUAUUGCUAUAUUGGACAGCAGGAUGUUAGUGACCAACAAGUGUUUUGGUUUUAAUAAACCAAGCUUAAAAUAUGUUAUGAUAUUUCAUUCUGGCUGGAUAAUUGUUAACAAGUAAUGUGUUUACUAACUCAGUCUGUACUACUGUCUGCACUACUGAGAUUUCAUGAAGAACUCCGACAUUUUGAAGUUAGCAGAGACAAUUCCGACCGUUUUGACUGUACAGUAGUCAGUAGCUAGUGUAAAAUCUGGCAUCUGAGUGUGUGGUUGUACAUGCAACAUUCAUGCGCACACAUGAGUGAGUGAGUGAAUGAAAUAAUCGGACGAUUUGCUGUAAAAAAAAAAGUAGAAUUAGGACAUGUUUCAAAUCCUGACUUAUCCAUAUGCUAACAUAUCAACUAAAUCAGCUCCAGUUAAUAGCCAUAGUCAUCAUUUUAGUAACACAUUUUGUCCUAAUAUAUCCUCACAUGUCCCAUACACAUAACUGUACAAUGGAGGAAGCCAUUGAUUAUGAGAGAGAAAGGCAGUGCAUUCACCAUUCAUUUAGAUCUGUUUGAUUUAUAGAAUUGUGACCCGCUCUGCUCCAUUGUGACCCGCUCUGCUCCAUUGUACCUCUGCGUUACAGCUUUUAUUCAGAACGUAUGCCGUGGAUUUCAAUGUGUCAGUGGAAUUGCUGUAAGGAGACUUACUGGGGUGCUGUAGUCUCCCUCGCCUUUUGAGAAAACAGACCUGUCCUUAAGGCACCUAUUUUGAGACCAAUACAUGAACGUAGAGUUUGGUAUCGCACUUCAUGGUACUAUUAGCCUGUGUGGGAGAUCUUGUCUGAAUAUUAUGAUACCAAGCUAAGCCCAAUUCAUGUUUCCAAUCAUAGGAUCAUAGGAAACAGACACACAAAUGCUUAGUCAAUAACCCUCAUUCUGCCUUAGCUCUGUCAACAUUAGCAAAAUAACUAAUUUUCAGCUUUUCUGUUCCAGUUCUGUGUAAAAUGAAGUCUACUGUAUUUAUGGAGAUGAAUACCCUCAUCUGAAGGAAAAAUAUAUUAGUAGUAGCAAAGUGGUAUCUACACUUGUAGAAGGAGGACACUUUCAAAAUUCACUGCCAUGUUAUAUGACUCAUAUAUAGAUAAUAUCUCUCAAGGCUCUAUGCUAUGCUGUGUAUCGUUCAUUUGCAAGAUGUACUUUGUUUUUUCAAAUAACUGCCAAACAGUUUGUAACCAUCUGCUGUCCGAACUGUAACUACUGUAUGUAUCAACACGUCACUAAUCCAAAACAUGAUCUAAUUUGGAGGGGCUUGCACUUUCAGUUCCUUUUGGUUUUACUCCAGACUGCCCACUGUGAUGCUUUAGGACAUUUUCUGUGGUUUGGAGAAAAAAAUUGCAAGGAAAGAUGAAGGUUAUUUGAGUUUAUAUAGGUUAGUCAUCUCUCUAACCUUGUCUUAUGGUUGUACAAUAUGUAUUGUAUGUAUCAUACUAGAGGCAUUGGGUUCUUAGGUUUAUUUAUUGUGAUGUUCAUCAAUACAUUUAGGAUUAAUCAUGUUAAUAAAACAGUUGAGUAAUUAGGCUUCAA